Volvox carteri f. nagariensis is the source of this 1274-nucleotide messenger RNA. RefSeq lists its product as uncharacterized. Lineage: Eukaryota; Viridiplantae; Chlorophyta; Chlorophyceae; Chlamydomonadales; Volvocaceae. Gene Ontology annotation, cellular component: extracellular region. The transcript has 5 exons. Bases 1 to 1047 code for a protein of 348 amino acids. The record is from RefSeq and is a predicted model, not a curated record.
AUGCAUGUCCAUACUCGCCGAAGAAACGGUGACCUGCUGCCCGCCGCUUGGAUUCCGCGGGUUCUCCUAGCCCUGCUGCUGGUUGAAGCCGCUCCACGAAGCUUGGCGGCAACUGGCACCUGGCCUUUCACGGAAGCCAACACCCUGCCUCCGAUAGCCUACUUGCUACUUGUGACUAUCAUUGUUUCAGAAAUGUCCAUGCAUAUGUUAUGUGAGCAUGCAUGCACGCCAACUGCCAGUCAUUACUUGCAUUUCCGUCGUACGUUGUCGAUGCAUCCGCCUACCGAACCUGCUGCUGCCGCUUCUCCAUGUAUCCAGUAUGCCAGCAGUACCCUGGAUAUACCUCGAUACCGGAUGGACCGCUACGGUGACGAUAUCGGAUAUUAUGGGUCACACGCACUAGCCACAUGCAACAGCAAUCCCAGUUGCAAGGCCUUUAACACCAACGGCUGGGUCAAGAGGAGCGCCACGCCGCAGAUUCCCUGGUGGGGCUCGUGUUUGUACGUGAAGAGUGGCAGCAAUGUUCGACCAUCACCCUCGCCGGGGGCGGUGGUGUCCACAGCCGGUUGCUCGGAUGCCGGUGCAACGCUGACGCAACAUAACACGUACCGAGCGAGGCAUAGCGCCGCUGCCCUCGUCUGGGAUGAGACCCUCGCCAAGCAGGCCCAGGCCUGGGCCCAAGCCCUGGCUAGCGGCUGCCGCAUGCAACAUUCCGGUGCACAGGGGGUGGGAGAGAAUCUGUACCUUAUGAGUACAACAGCCGGUGUGAACCCGUCGGCGCUCCGGUGCAUCGAUGCCGCCAACUCAUGGUACUCUGAGGUCAGCAAAUACAGGUUUACCAACUACCCAUGGAACGACAACCGAGCCAACUUUGGCAACAUCGGGCACUUCACCCAGGUGGUGCGGAAGUCCAGCACCACGCUGGGCUGUGGCGCGGCAGCUGGCGGGGGCAACACAUGCGUGAUAGUGGUGUGCCGUUACAGGCCGCCAGGAAAUUACGCCACUGACGAUGAAUUCAGGAACAAUGUCCGGCCGCCCAUCAACUGAAGAGAGACUCGUGAAGAGGGCGGCUGGGAGAGUGCAAGGGGGUGUGUGGGCGUGUGGCUCCCUUCCAUCCACUCUGCGCGUCACAUGGAGACACAAACAGCAGCAUAUGCUGUAUGUGGAACAACGGCAUCUUCGCAGUUGGUUGUCACCAGUGUUUUUUUUUCGUUUUGGGCCUAGUACCCUAGAGUAAUGAACUGGGUGUUUCUUGCGGUUACAAUUCCUAUUUG